Sclerotinia sclerotiorum 1980 UF-70 is the source of this 498-nucleotide messenger RNA. RefSeq lists its product as hypothetical. The transcript has 3 exons. Gene Ontology annotation, biological process: DNA-templated transcription. Bases 1 to 498 code for a protein of 165 amino acids. The record is from RefSeq and is a predicted model, not a curated record. Lineage: Eukaryota; Fungi; Ascomycota; Leotiomycetes; Helotiales; Sclerotiniaceae. Gene Ontology annotation, molecular function: DNA-directed RNA polymerase activity; DNA binding. Gene Ontology annotation, cellular component: RNA polymerase III complex; RNA polymerase II, core complex; RNA polymerase I complex.
AUGUCUGACGACGAAGGAGAUUAUGAUGGAGGUUUCUCCCCAGCCUACGACGCAGAUGAGCCCGAAGAGCCCGACUAUGAUCCCGAAGGAAUUGAAGACACCAACAACGUUUCCACGGGCGAAGUAGACGACGUGGCAGUAUCGACUCAAAAUCCCGACCAGCUACUCACUACUGGCGAACGCGGCGUCGUAACAUCGGGCGAUUUACAUGCUGCUAAUCGAGCUAAGAGCAAUAUCGCGCCCAAGGACAAGAAAAUUCCCAAGGAGCAAAGAACUACUACUCCCUACAUGACCAAAUACGAGCGCGCCAGAAUCUUGGGAACUAGAGCCUUGCAAAUCAGUAUGAAUGCGCCGAUUUUGGUUGAUCAGGAGGGCGAGACGGAUCCUCUGCAGAUUGCCAUUAAGGAGUUGAGGGAUAAGAAGAUUCCGUUGAUUGUGAGACGUUAUAUGCCUGAUGGAUGGUAUGAAGAUUGGACUUGCGAAGAAUUGCUGCAGUGA